UAGAGGGGGCCCGGAGAGAUAGGGACGAAAAUGAACGCGGCUACGAAACUGGGGAAUAUGGUUUCGGAGGACGGGAAUCAGGGGCCGGGGGAGCUGCAAAUGGCCCCCUCUAUGAACAGCCAGCAUGACAGCGCCGAGACUGACGACGAGAACGUUAGCUCGGUGUCGCUGUAUCGGCGCAGGCCCCGGCUAUUCCACGGCACGGUUCUACCUUUUUUAGCCGUGCUGUACCCUGGCUGGUUGUACGUGUGGCUCGGAGUGUACGGUACUUCCGAGUACCCAGAGGCAGGCCUACUAGCUCUCGCCGCCAUCGGGAUCGCGCACGUCCUCACAGCGCUCUCUGGUUAUUGGUCCGUGCACGCGCAUUGUUGGCUCACCUGCUCCAAGGUAAAGUGGAGGGAUCAUCUGCGGUUGUUUUGGAAUUAGGUGUUGGAGAUUGUGUGAACUAACACUGUCCAAUUUAAUUCGUGAUCACUCUAGUCAGCAUUAUUUUAUACUCUACACAAGGAUAUUUUCAAAUUAUGUGUAAUAGAUUCGUGUCCCUUAUUCAGAAAGUUUUGACCUGAUUAUAAGGCUGUGUCUGUCAGCUAGAGUAUAUUAAUUGCUCACCUGCUGUGAAUUGAUGUGUAUAAACAGGAGCCAGACCCACACAAGGCCACCCUGGCUAAGGUUAUACCCACCCCCAACAACGGUUCUGCUGAGCUGGUACCACUGCAGAGAGACCGGGUGAGUUUGCCUUAUUCCUCUGGCCUACACCUUGUUUACUUAACCCAGGGUUGUGUUCAAUGGGGAGAAAACGUUUGUAACUGUUACAAAACGUUUUGCUACAGUGUGCCGUGCUGAACAUGACCCAAGUAUACUGGUUGAAACUUGUGGGCAAUGCAUGGUGUCAGAAUGGUCCUCUCUUAACAUCUCUAUUCUAGUCAGUUAUACAGUUUUUUGGAUGGCAAAUGUUUUGUGUGUGUGUUUUAACUCAUAUACUCGCUUGCUCUCUAUCGCACUCUCCUGCGCUCUCCUCAGGAUGAGAAUGGCGAGGGAAUCCUGUCCUUUGAGUUCCAGAAGAUCUGCUACAUCUUCGACAACAAGGAGAGGAAGUGUUUCCUCCCUGUGUCGUUCCCCGUCCGACAGCCAAUGGGCUUCUUCCAGGCCUGGCGAGGCUACCAGGAGGAGACAGACCUGCGUGCUGCCGAGAAGCGCUAUGGGACCAACCGCGCUGAGAUGAUGGUGCCGGACUUCCUGGAACUCUUCAGGGAGAGAGCCACCGCUCCCUUCUUCGUCUUCCAGGUGUGUUUUAGUGUGUGUGUGUGUGCGUGCGUAUUUGAGUGUUGUUUUGUCAAGUAGUAAUAUGACACGUAGUAAAAUAACUCUCUAGUCUCUUUCUUUCACUUUCUAUAUUGAUCUCUUUAGGGGCAUGUGGGGAUAGUUUUGACUCAAUAAUAAUACCCUUUUCACACUAUCUUGCUGACCUGAACCGUACUACACUAGCUUGGAUAUUUUCUUUUCACAUGGUCCUUUCCAGUACCAUUCUAGCAACUAUGGUGGAUGCCGAUGCAUCAACCAGGCCAGCACAGUACCGCUUGGCUCAACAGGUGUAAAGAUGGAUGCUCUCUCUCUCCCCUCCUCAGGUGUUCUGUGUGGGUCUGUGGUGUCUGGAUGAGUACUGGUACUACAGCGUGUUCACUCUCUUCAUGCUGGUGGCCUUCGAAGCCUCUCUGGUACAACAGCAGAUGAGGAAUAUGUCUGAAAUACGACGCAUGGGGAACAAACCCUACAUGAUCCAGGUGAACUACUGUAUCUUUAUCGUAAAUGAUCAUGUCGUUUGAUAAGAUAUUUCAUGAUAUGAUACAUGGACAGGUGCAUGUUCUUCUUACUUAAGUGCAGAUCAACAAAUUAUCACCAGAGCCUUGUUAUUCUAGAGUUGUAGAGAGAAGUCCCUGACUCCCACUAUAGGAUCUGACUCAUUUUCCCAGGGGUUGCCAAGCUUUUUUGGCCUGAGACCCCAUUUUGAUAUCAAACCUUUUUUGCGACCCCCACCAUGUAAAAAAUAAGUGAUGUAAUCAACAGCUAAUGUUAACUUUUUGAUUUGGAGCUAUGGCAAAUCAGUCUGACGGUACUUCAAUCUGAGGGAAGUAUGGUUUGAAGUGACUGAAAUGCAUCAGCCAAUAAUUGUCUGUGUAGAAAAGAACACCAUCAUUGCUUUCAAUGAUGAUGUUCUUCCCCCCCCAGUCUAAUUUGGUGCCUGGUUCUGUCCACUUGGUUCUAAUCAGUCAUGCUUGUGAGCAUUAUAGAGGGAAACCGAAGACACAUACUUGUUCCUGAGAAUCUUAGCUUAGCGUAUAGCUCAUACCGUUCAAAGGUUAGAGCCAUAAUUGUAGGAGUUUUGCGACCUCUAGUUUGGGAAAUGCUGCAUUAACCAAAUUAUCAAUCUGUCCGCGUUGUGUUCAGUAGGGCACACUGUGUAAAAUGUUUUGCAACGGAAAACGAACAUCUUUGUGUGUUCUUAUUAUUGAACAAGUGUAGCUAGUACCUCCUUGUUUUACUCAGUGUCAAAAAAGUUUCCUCCCUACUAAACAGGCCUCUGAUAUUUACAUGUUUGUGCCCAUGUUUCCCGACAGGUUUACCGCAACAGGAAGUGGAGGCCUGUGUCCAGUGAUGAACUAGUCCCCGGGGACAUCGUCUCAAUAGGUAAGGUUCCUGUCUGUUAACCCUUCCCAUUCCAGAGUAUUUCCUCCAUCUAGAACCAGCCUCUUUCUCAAAUCAUCUUUCCUCAAUUUCAUGCAUCUAAUAUCCUCGCCUCCUUUUUAAAAUGCAUUGGAGAAAAAGCGGAGGGACCUUGGACUUUCUCCUCAAAUACUAUUGAGAAGGAGGCGAGGAGAUGAGAUGCAAGGAAUCGUGGAGAGACUGAUUGAGAUAGAACCCCAGCCAGUUUGACACAGUGUGCGUAUGUCUUUGUCUUCCCCCCAGGACACUCACCCCAGGAGAAUUUAGUUCCGUAUUUCCUCUGUCUACAGCCAGUCAAAAUUCAAAUCAAAUCAAGUUUUAUUUGUCACAUGCUUCGUAGACAACAGGUGUAGACUAACAGUGAAAUGGUUACUUAGGGGUACAUUACCAACAAUGCAGAGUUAAAGAUAAGAUACAAAAUUGUAAAAUAUAAAUAGUGACAAGAGGAAGAAAUACAUAGUGAAUAACAAGUAAAAAUAACAUGGCUAUAUAUAGGGAGUAGAAAAUAACAUGGCUAUAUAUAGGGAGUAGAAAGUAAUAUGGCUAUAUACAGGGAGUAUCAGUACCAAGUCGAUGUGCAGGGGUACGAGAUAAUUGAGGUAGCUAUGUACUGUACAUAUAGGUAGGGGUAAAGUGACUAGGCAACAGGAUAGAUAAUAGACAGUAGCAGCAGCGUAUGUGGUGAGUUUGAAAGUGUGUGUGUGGUUGGGGUGUAAGUAUGUGUGAGUGUGUGGGUAGAGUCCAGUGUAAGAGAGUUAGUGCAAAAAAUGGUCAAUGCAGCUAGUCCGGGUAGCCAUUUGAUUGUUUAGAAGUCUUAUGGUUUGGGAGUAGAAGCUGUUCAGGGUCCUGUUGGUUAUAGGCUUGGUGCACUGGUACCGCUUGCUGUGCGGUAGCAGAGAGAACAGUCUAUGGCUGGAGUCUUUGACAAUUUUUAGCGCCUUCCUCUGACACCACCUGGUAUAGAGGUCCUGGAUGGCAAGGAGCUUGGCCCCAGUGAUGUAAUGGGCCGUACGCACUACCCUCUGUAGCGCCUUGCGGUCGGAUGCCAAGUAGUGAUGCAGCCAGACAAGAUGCUCUCGAUGGUGCAGCUGUAGAGCUUUUUGAGGAUCUGAGGGCCCAUGCCAAAUCUUUUCAGCCUCCCAAAGGGGAAAGAGGUGUUGUCGUGCCCUCUUCAUGACUGUGUUGGUGUGUUUGGACCAUGAUAGAUCCUUAGUGAUGUGGACACCGAGGAACUCUCAACCCAUUCUACUGCAGCCCCGUCGAUGUGAAUGGGGGCGUGCUUGGUCCGCCGUUUCCUGUAGUCCACUAUCAGCUCCUUUGUCUUACUGACGUUGAGGGAGAGGUUGUUGUCCUGGCACCACACUGCCAGGUCUCUGACCUCCUCCCUAUAGGCUGUCUCAUCGUCGUCGGUGAUCAGGCAUACCACUGUUGUGUCGUCUGCAAACUUAAUGGGUGAACAGGCAGUACAGGAAGGGACUAAGCACGCACCCCUGAGGGGCCCACGUGUUUAGGGUCAGCGUGGCGGAUGUGUUGUCGCCUACCCUCACCACCUGAGGGCGGACCGUCAGGAAGUCCAAGAUCCAGUUGCAGAGGGAGGUGUUCAGUCCCAGGGACCUUAGCUUAGUGAUGAGCUUCGAGGGUACUAUGGUGUUGAACGCUGAGCUGUUGUCAAUGAACAGCCGUCUCACGUCAGUUUGACACAGUGUACGUCUGUCUUUCUCUUCCCCCCAGGCCGCUCGCCACAGGAGAACUUGGUUCCAUGUGACGUGCUGCUGCUGAGAGGGCGCUGCAUCGUGGACGAGGCAAUGCUGACGGGAGAGUCUGUUCCUCAGAUGAAGGUCAGACAGACGGGAAGCAUGUCCUAUACUAGACUAGAUAACAACCAUGCAAAACAAUGCAGUCUAUCUGGACAAUAUAGAUAACCAUAUUGUUCAAUAAUGGGAAUGUUACUAUAGAUCAUUCAUAGACUUCAUGAGCAUAAAAUAUCAUAGAUGCUUCACAAAUCAUUUAGCAAAAUCAUAUGCUUAGAAAUCAUAGGCUCCAUGAAUCCUUAAAAGUAGUGUUUUUAAUUUGAAGUUCCACCAUGUUGUGUGUUUAGGAACCGGUGGAGGAUCUGGACCCAGAGAGGGUCCUGGACCUGCAGGGUGAUGCCCGCCUCCACAUCAUCUCUGGUGGGACCAAGGUGGUGCAGCACAGCCCCCCGCUCCGCGCCACUGUAGGACUCAAACGUCAGUUACUACCUACUAUGCAGUAUAGGGUUGGGAAGAUAUAUGAUUAAAUUGAAUAUCGUGAUAUUUAACAUUGACGAUAUAUCGUGAUGUGCAUGACGAUAUAUCGUGAUGUGCAAGACUAUACUCUAUUUUAAAUGUACAAAUCAAAACUGCAGUUUUAUCAGUUAGGCUGUGUCAAUAUGUUGAAAAUUAUGUCUAAAUGAAUUAACUAAGCCUUAUUUUUGUACCACAUUAAGAUUAUUUAAUGAGAAUGCGACUAUAAUAUUGUAAAUAAGCACAAACAUUUCACGGUCUGGAAACAUUUAGUCAUUAAUGGCGCAAAACGAUUAUAUUGGAUAACGCAAUAUUUGGAGCAGCAUAUCGUAGAAGAGGUCUACCCAAAUAUCGCCCAACCCUAAUGCAGUAUGUUAUUCACUUGUCAUAAGGCAAAAAUGUCCUGCAUUGUUUUUGCACUUUGAGAUUAAACAAUUAUAAUUAGAAAGCACUUUCAAAAUGUAUAUUUUCUUAUCAAUCUUUUUAAAAAAUCUAUAUUUUAGAUCAAUUUUGUUUCAACAGUUAUCUCCCUCGGCCUCAGAAUAGAUGGAUUGAAUCUGCCCUCAGUGAUUGUAUCUAGCUUGUCUCACUAAGAGCAAAUCAUAAUAGUUAGAUUUCUUCGUUUUCAUUUUUUCUGCAGCUGUGGACAAUGGCUGUGUGGCUUAUGUGUUGAGAACCGGAUUCUAUACCUCUCAGGUGAGGGGCUGCUGCUCUUGACUACCUGAACUUGUCCAAUAAGAACAGCUUAUUUUCAUUUUCUGUUGCAAAAUGUUUUUCUACGGUGUUCAGUAAUGAAUACAACCCUAGUGUUGUUGACCACGCCUAUCUACAGGGUAAACUGCUGAGGACCAUCCUGUUUGGAGUGAAGAGGGUGACAGCCAACAACUUGGAAACAUUCAUCUUCAUCCUCUUCCUCCUGGUGUUCGCCAUCGCUGCUGCUGGCUAUGUGUGGGUGGAAGGUGAGAGAUGCAGUGAACAGUACAAUGAAUCAAUCAAUCAAUGUCUUUAUAAAGCCCCCAGCCGUUUACAUAACAGUCUAAAACCCCAUGGAAUCAAGGUGUCUUUUAUACUGAUAACAAGUUCAAACAGUGCAUAAUACAGGUACGAGUGGAGACAGAGGAGCUCUUAAAGAAGAAGUUACAGGUCUGUGAGAGCCAGAAAUCUUGCUUGUUUGUAGGUGACCAAAUACUUAUUUUCCACCAUAAUUUGCAAAUAAAUUCAUAAAAAAUCCUACAAUGUGAUUUUCUGGAUUCUUUUCACUCAUUUUGUCUGUCAUAGUUGACGUGUACCUAUGAUGAAAAUUACAGGCCUCUUUCAUCUUUUUAAGUGGGAGAACUUGCACAAUUGGUGGCUGACUAAAUACUUUUUUCCCCCACUGUAUAGGGAGUAUCAGUACCAUGUCGAUGUGCAGGGGUACGAGGUAAUUGAGGUAGCUAUGUACUGUACAUAUAGGUAGGGGUAAAGUGAGUAGGCAACAGGAUAGAUAAUAGACAGUAGCAGCAGCGUAUAUGGUGAGUUUGAAAGUGUGUGUGUUGUGUGAGUGUGUGGGUAGAGUCCAGUGCAAGAGAGUUAGUGCAAAAAAGGGUCAAUGCAGGUAGUCCGGGUAGCCAUUUGAUUUUUUAGAAGUCUUAUGGUUUGGGAGUAGAAGCUGUUGAGGGUCCUAUUGGUUAUAGGCUUCGUGCAUUGCUACUGCUUGCUGUGCAGUAGCAGAGAGAACAGUCUAUGGAAUUUUAAUAAAAAAUUUUGGGCCUUCCUCUGACACCACCUGGUAUAGAGGUCCUGGAUGGCAAGAAGCUAUGCCCCAGUGAUGUAAUGGGCCGUACGCACUACCCUCUGUAGCGCCUUGCGGUCGGAUGCCAAGUAGUGAUGCAGCCAGUCAAAAUGCUCUCUGGUGCAGCUGUAGAGCUUUUUGAGGAUCUGAGGGCCCAUGCCAAAUCUUUUCAGCCUCCUAAAGGGGAAAGAGGCGUUGUCGUUCCCUCUUCAUGACUGUGUUGGUGUGUUUGGACCAUGAUAGAUCCUUAGUGAUGUGGACACAGAGGAACUCUCGACCCACUCUACUGCAGCCCCGUCGAUGUGAAGGGGGGUGUGCUUGGCCCUCCGUUUCCUGUAGUCCACGAUCAGCUCCUUUGUCUUACUGAUGUUGAGGGAGACGUUGAGGGAGAGGUUGUUGUCCUGGCACCACACUGCCAGGUCUCUGACCUCCUCCCUAUAGGCUGUCUCAUCGUCGUCGGUGAUCAGGCAUACCACCGUUGUGUCGUUGGCAAACUUAAUGGGUGAACAGGCAGUACAGGAAGGGACUAAGCACGCACCCCUGAGGGGCCCACGUUUUGAGGGUCAGCGUGGCGGAUGUGUUGUCGCCUACCCUCACCACCUGUGGGUGGCCCGUCAGGAAGUCCAGGAUCCAGUUGCAGAGGGAGGUGUUCAGUCCCAGGGACCUUAGCUUAGUGAUGAGCUUCGAGGGUACUAUGGUGUUGAACGCUGAGCUGUUGUCAGUGAAAAGCCGUCUCACGUCAGUUUGACACAGUGUACGUCUGUCUUUCUCUUCCCCCCCAGGCCGCUCGCCCCAGGAGAACUUGGUUCCAUGUGACGUGCUGCUGCUGAGAGGGCGCUGCAUCGUGGACGAGGCAAUGCUGACGGGAGAGUCUGUUCCUCAGAUGAAGGUCAGACAGACGGGAAGCAUGUCCUAUACUAGACUAGAUAGACUGCAUUGUUUUGCAUGGUUGUUAUCUGAACAAUAUAGAUUGUUAAACAAUGGGAAUGUUACUAUAGAUCAUUCAUAGACUUCAUGAGCAUAGAAUAUCAUAGAUGCUUCACAAAUCAUUUAUCAAAAUCAUAUGCUUAGAAAUCAUAGGCUCCAUCAAUCCUUAAAAGUAGUGUUUUUAAUUUGAAGUUCCACCAUGUUGUGUGUUUAGGAACCGGUGGAGGAUCUGGACCCAGAGAGGGUCCUGGACCUGCAUGGUGAUGCCCGCCUCCACAUCAUCUCUGGUGGGACCAAGGUGGUGCAGCACAGCCCCCCGCUCCGCGCCACUGUAGGACUCAAACGUCAGUUACUACCUACUAUGCAGUAUAGGCUUGGGCAGAUAUAUAAAUUAAGUCGAAUAUCGGGAUAUUUAACAUUGACAAUAUAUUGUGAUGUGCAAGACGAUAUGUCGUGAUGUGCAAGACUAUACUCUAUUUGAAAUGUACAAAUCAAAACUGCAGUUAAAUCAGUUAGGCUGUAUCAAUAUGUGGAAAAUGAUGUUUAAAUGAAUUAACUAAGCCUUAUUUUUUUUACCACAUUAAGAUUAUUUAAUGAGAAUGCGACUAUAAUAUUGUAAAUAAGCACAAACAUUUCACAGUCUGGAAACAUUUAGUCAUUAAUGGCGCAAAACGAUUAUAUCGGAUAACACGAUAUUUGAAGCAGCAUAUCGUAGAAGAGGUCUACCCAAAUAUCGCCCAACCCUAAUGCAGUAUAUUAUUAACUUGUCAUAAGGCAGAAAUGUCCAGCGUUGUUGUUCACUUUGAGAUGAACAAUUAUAGUUAGAAAGCACUUUCAAAAUCUAUAUUUUCUUAUCAAUAUUUUUAAAAAAAUCCAUAUUUUAGAUCAAUUUUGUUUCAACAGUUAUCUCCCUCGGCCUCAGAAUAGAUGGAUUGAAUCUGCCCUCAGUGAUUGUAUCUAUCUUGUCUCACUAAGAGCAAAUCAUAAUAGUUAGAUUUCUUCUUUUUCAUUUUUUCUCCAGCUGUGGACAAUGGCUGUGUGGCUUAUGUGUUGAGAACCGGAUUCUAUACAUCUCAGGUGAGGGGCUGCUACUCUUGACUACCUGAACUUGUCCAAUAAGAACCGCUUGUUUUCAUUUUCUGUUGCAAAAUGUUUUUCUACGGUGUUCAGUAAUGAAUACAACCCUGGUGUUGUUGACCACGCCUGUCUACAGGGUAAACUGCUGAGGACCAUCCUGUUUGGAGUGAAGAGGGUGACAGCCAACAACUUGGAAACAUUCAUCUUCAUCCUCUUCCUCCUGGUGUUCGCCAUUGCUGCUGCUGGCUAUGUGUGGGUGGAAGGUGAGAGAUGCAGUGAACAAUACAAUGAAAUCAAUCAAUCAAAUGUCUUUUAUAAAGCCCUUUUUAGGUCAGCAGUUGUCACAAAGUUCUUCACAGAUACCCAGUCUAAAACCCCAUGGGACAAGCAAUGCAGAGGCAGAAGCACAGUUGGUCCUACUUAGAGCAUUUCUCCACUAUACAGUUUGUUUAUAUCUUGGCUGCAGUUUAUUAGCCAAGACAGAAUUUUGGGAAAUAUUAUUUUACUCACUAAGACAUUUAUGAACAUUUUGACAGUCUUGACGCAAAUUCCUCCUUUAUAAAAUGUAAGAAAACAAGUUGUUGAAAUAGGCCCUGAGGUUCGCAGAUUUUUCAUGACUACAUACAGUAUAACUGUAUAUUAUUAUUAUGAAUAAUAAUAAUAACAAUAUGCCAUUUAGCAGAUGCUUUUAUUCAAAGCAAUUUACAGGCAUGUGUGCAUACAUUUUUAAAAUGAACAUACUGCAUAGCUCUCUCUGUGUGUGUAACUACUGCUUAUAGUUAGUUGUGUGUGCUCUCCCCUGUAGGGACUAAGGACCCGAGCAGGAACCGGUAUAAGUUGUUCCUGGAGUGUACUCUCAUCCUGACCUCCGUGGUUCCACCUGAACUCCCUAUAGAAUUGUCUCUGGCAGUCAACACAUCCCUCAUCGCUCUGGCCAAGCUCUGUGAGUCAACAGAGUGUGUGUGUAUGGGGGGCGGGGGGGGGGGGGGGGGUAUUUGGAUGUAUGUGUUCUGAAACUGUCAUAGUAAUAUGUUAUUAGUACUUAAUGGUGCUAGUCCUCCUCACUGUUCUGCUAUUUGACUCAUCCCUUUCUUGCUUCUCCCUUUCAUAGAUGUGUUCUGCACUGAGCCCUUCAGGAUCCCGUUUGCAGGCAAGGUGGAGGUGUGCUGCUUUGACAAGACGGGCACCUUGACCAGCGACCAUCUGGUGGUGCGGGGGGUCGCAGGCCUCAGGUACACUCUCUUUUAGAUUUUUCAGUAUGAUACAUUUCUUUGUUGCAAUUUGUCCACAGACUGACUGGCCCUGAUGAUAUUAAGACGUUUUAAAGGCUUCAUAACGGCAUCAUAAUGCAUUGUAAUGGUCUGGGUUAAGCAAAGUGUCCACCAAUGCCCUUAUGUACUGGUAUCAUACUGUGAAUAUUGUCAUAUUGAGGAGUGACACUUAAAGAGCAACUGACAUGUUUUUAGCAGUAUUUAAUCGUAUUAAAAUCUUUGGAAGAAUAUGAAGCAAGUUUUUACAUUGUUUUGUAAACGUUUUCUAAACUCCUCCAGAGAAGGGAAAGAAGUGAUGCCUGUGUCAGAGAUCCCAGUGGAAACGCAUCGGGUGGUUGCUACUUGUCACUCACUGGUUACCCUUGACGACGGACAGCUGGUAGGCGACCCCCUGGAGAAGGCCAUGCUCACUGCUGCUGACUGGACCCUCACUAAAGGUAGUGUGUGUGUACACCUCAGGCUUUUUGCUCUGUGUCCUCCUUUGUACACCAGAAGUGAAAGUGUGUGUGUGUGUCCAUGUUUUUACAUCAUGUCUACCCUCCUGACCAUACUUCUGCCCCUCUCUCUGUGUGGUGUAGAUGAAAAGGUGUUUGCUCGGGGUAUAAAGACCCCAGGCCUGAAGAUCCACCAGCGGUUCCACUUUGCCAGUGCUCUGAAGAGGAUGUCCGUCCUGGCCUCCUAUGAGAAACUGGGCUCCACUGACCUCUGCUAUGUCUCCACUGUCAAAGGAGCGCCAGAGACACUCAGGGACAUGGUAAAUAUCAUAUAAUUAAAUAGAACACUGACAUUUAAUGUAUAAUUUAAUAUAUCUUUAUGGUCAAUAUAAUGCACGUCUACUGUACUACACUUCACAUACAAGUACACUAUCUCAGUGUUGAGUAGAUACGUCAUUGCUGCAGUUGUAACCUGCUUAUUACACUUUCUUUGUGUCAAUACCAUUGUUCGAACCAUUUGUUUGUUUCUGUAGUUCUCAGAGUGCCCAGCCAGCUAUGACCAGGUACACAGGGAGAUGACCCGAGAAGGGGCCAGGGUUCUGGCCUUGGGCUACAAAGAGAUCGGACACCUCAGCCACCAACAGGUAACUCCACCUGUCCUGUCUAACUCUCCUACCUGUCCUGUCUAACUCAGGGCUUCUCAAACUUUUUGUGGCCGGGGAACCCUUUUGUGAUAGCAAAUUCAUCAGGGACCCCCUCAUAAUCAGAACACAACUCGAGUGAGAUAAUGGCGUACAAGGAGUUUUACUAUGACUUCUGCAGUGCAUGGCUGGACGAACCAAGUCUCGGGCCCUGGAAGGCCCACCUGUUGGCAUCGGAGAAAAACAUUUUGUUUUCAAGCAAAUUUCCUGCAAUUCUAAACAUUUUGUCAUGUGGCAGAGAUAAUUUUUGUUGUUGCAGUUUUAAAGCUAAUAUCCUGCAACUCUACACAUUUUUCCAUGGGGCAGAGUGAAAACGUAGCCAUUUUAAAGCUUACAUGACAGUGCACUUAUGUAAAAAGUAAAUGAAAACAUUUUUGGGGAAUAAAAUAAGUAUUGAGUUGAGAAAUUGAUAAUUAGUGGAGUACUGUGGAUCCCAAUAUCCCUGUUAGCCAAAAAACAUUCAGUCACUGGCAGUCCUGUGGUCGAAAACAGCUAAUUGAUGAGAGAGGUCGAAGGAGAAUGGCAAGAAUCGUGCAAGCUAACAGGCGGGCCACAAACAGACAAAUAGCUGCGCAGUAAAAUAGUGGUGUCUUGGAACGCACAACUUGUUGAUCCUUGUCACGGAUGGGCUAUUGCAGCAGAUGACCCCCGGGUUCCACUUCUAUCAGCUAAAAACAAGAAGAAGCGGCUCCAGUGGGCACGCCAUCACCAACACAGGACAAUUGAGGAGUGGUAAAACAUUGCCUGGUCCGACGAAUCCCGGUUCCUGUUGCGUCAUGCUGAUGGCAGAGUCAGGAUUUGGCGUAAGCAGCAUGAAUCCAUGGCCCCAACCUGGCUGGUGUCAACGGUACAGGCUGGUGGUGUAAGGGUAUGGGGAAUGUUUUCCUGGCACACAUUAGGUCCCUUGAUACUAAUUGAGCAACAUUUCCAUUCCCAAAAGAAUUCAGGCUGUUCUGGAGCCAAAGGGGGGUCUGACCCGGUACUAGAUGGGUGUACCUAAUAAACUGUCCUGCCUAACUCGCCUACCUGUCCUGCCCUGUCCUGUCUAACUCCCCUAUCUGUCCAGUCUAACUCCCCUAUCUGUCCUGUCCUGCUCUGUGUGAGGGGAUGAGUUUCCCGAAAGCCUCGUAGUUAACGUGGCACACUAUUUCAAUACUCUCAACAACCCAGCUGCACAGCUGAGAGAGAGAGUGGCGUAGUUCUGGGUUGUCGAGAUUAACCUCACCCAAGCGGUUAGCUGACAGGGUCUUGCUUUGUGGCUCUCUGUGCAGGUGCGGGAGGUGACUCGUGAUGCUCUGGAGUGUGACCUGCAGUUCGCCGGCUUCAUGGUCGUCUCGUGUCCUCUGAAGACCGACAGCAAGGCUGUCAUCAAAGAGAUCCAGGAGGCAUCGCAUCACGUGAGGAGGCUGUCUCAGAAUACACACGCUCACUCACACACAUUCACAGACUCACUCGCAGGAAAAGACACACACACACACCGGUAUUGAUAAGGAUUCUGUUCAGAUUACAAUUACUACAAUAAUAUCAGGCACAUCCAUGCACGCGCUCACUCACAACCCUCCUCUCCUCCAUCUCUCCCUCAGGUGGUGAUGAUAACAGGUGACAACCCUCUUACCGCGUGCCAUGUGGCCAGAGAGCUCCACUUCAUCCAGAAGGAACACACACUCAUACUGCAGGCCAGACCCAACCAGGGUAGGGCACACUAAGAGACAAGUUACGCUUGAUCCGAAAACCGUCCUGUAGGUUUUCGCUCCAACCCUAAUUUAGUGCACCUGAUUCUAAUCAUUAGCUGGUUGAUAAGUUGAAUCAGGUUAGUUACAGCUGGGGUUGGAGCGAAAAUAUACAUGAUGGUAGCUCUCCGCGAACGUUGUUGGAGAGCUCUAUAUUAGACUAAUCUACAGACUAAUGCAUUGAUGAUAUAGCCAUAUGAUUGUUGUACUGAAGGGAUCUAUAGUGGACAGUGCAUGUGUUGCAGACCUGGGUCAAAUGCAUAUUAUACUUGAGCUGCGCUUGAUCUACUUUGCCCCAGUACAAUGGAAUUAUAUGCAAACCAAAUCAAGCGCACCUUAAGUACUUCAGACUAUUUGACAUAAUAUGUAUGUAUUUAACCUCAGGUGUAGUGUGUCGCUGUUUUAAGAAUGCACUAUAAUACGGUCACUUGUGCCGUUGUUCCUUCCAGGUGAGUGGCAGUGGGAGUCUAUAGACGGCAGUGUGUGUGUUCCGCUGCCCCCGCCAUCCGUCCCCUCAUUGGUCGAUCAGUAUGAUCUGUGUGUGACGGGGGAGGGGCUAACCAGAUUGACCUGUGACACGCGGUUGCUCCACGCCCUCCUGCCCCAUGUCCGGGUGUUCGCACGGGUCAGCCCUAAACAGAAGGUCAGUCUUCUUGCCUCCUUAUAGACAUUAGCUGUGUCAGAAAAGGCACCCUAUUAUUUUUCUAGUGCACGACUUUUGACCAGGAACCAUAGAGAAUAAAUAGGGUGCCAUUUCAGACACAGUCACUGAAUUCUAUUUUCGUGUCAAAGUUUUGUUUGAUUUGAUUACUUUUCAAUUCCAAUUGUCCAUAUUUUCCUAGAUUUUUGGUGUUGUAAUGAAUGAAUGAAUGUAUUAGAUAAUUAAAAAUAGGCUACACAUACACUGAGUGUACAAAACAUUAUGAACACCUGCUCUUUCCAUGACAGACUGACCAGGUGAAUCCAGGUGAAAGCUUUGAUCCCUUAUUGAUGUCACUUGUUAAAUCCACUUCAAUCAGUGUAGAUGAAGGGGAGGAGGCAGGUUAAAUAAAUAUUUUUCAGCCUUGAGACAAUUGAGACAUGGAUUGUGUAUGUGUGCCAUUCAGAGGGUGAAUGGGCAAGACAAAAUAUUUAAGUGCCUUUGAACGGGGUAUGGUACUAGGUGCCAGGGGCACUGGUUUGUGUCAAGAACUGCAACGCUGCUGGGUUUUUCACGCUCAAGUAUACCAAGAAUGGUCCACCAACCAAAGGACAUCCAGCCAACUUGUCAUAACUGUGGGAAGCACUGGAGUCAACAUGGGCCAGCAACCCUGUGGAGUGCUUUCGACACCUUGUAGAGUCCAUGCCCUGACGAAUUGAGGCUUUUCUGAGGGCAAAAGGGGGGGUGCAACUCAAUAUUAGGAAGACGUUCUUAGUGUUUUGCACACUCUGUGUACAACCAACUCACUGAAGAACUGACGGUACAUUUUGAGGCUAGUUUUAUUCGGUGUCAUUUUGUACUAACUGUGGGUAUUGUUAUUGUGUUGCAGGAGUUUGUAAUCACUAGUCUAAAAGGAUUGGGCUAUACAACAUUGAUGUGCGGAGACGGGACCAAUGAUGUCGGAGCACUCAAACACGCCCACAUCGGUGAGGUCACUCGAAGCUGUGCACAAUAUUCAGCAACGUUAACGCACACAACUGUCUUAGACCAUGAUACCUUCAAUUCAACUUUUUGUGUCAGUAGGGACAUUUAUUCCAUCCUCUUAUCAUAAACAAUGUUGCUAUGUGGAAGUCAUUUUGUGACCAUUCUCUCUCUCCCCUCCCUCUCCCUCUCCCCCCUUCCCUCCAUAAGGUGUGGCUCUGUUGGCCAACGCCCCAGAGCGGAUGCCUGAAAGGAGGAAGAGGGGCAAAGAGAAGGAGGCCCCAGCAGCAGACUCCAGACCCUCCCUACCUCCGGUCACCAGCUCAGGGGUCAAACUGACCUCCAGGGCAGCCAGGCAGAGGGUCAUGGCCCAGAGAGAGGAACAGCUAGCCGCACAGAAGGUGGUGUGUGUGUGUGUGUUGGGGUGUGGGGGGGUAGGGAGGGUGCGUGUUGUUAACCAUUUGAUGUUUCUUUUGUUGUAGGAGAGGAUCAGUCAAGUAUUAAAGGAGCUGGAAGAAGAUCAGAUACAAGUAGUGAAGCUGGGAGACGCCUCCAUUGCUGCCCCCUUCACCUCCAAAUUGUCCUCCAUUCAGUGCAGUGAGUAACACACACAUAAUCAACACAAAAUGUGUGUUUUUGUUUACACCCACACUGUAUACAAACACAAAUGAACACACACGCCUGCAAUCUCUCUCUCUCCCUUUUUCUCUUUCUCUCUCUCUCUCUGAUUAUCAUCUCCUCAUAAUCUCUCCUCCUCCCCAGUCUGCCACGUGAUAAAGCAGGGCCGCUGUACGCUGGUGACCACACUACAGAUGUUUAAGAUCCUGGCGUUGAACGCCCUGGUGCUGGCCUACAGCCAGUCAGUCCUCUACCUGGAGGGGGUCAAGUUCAGUGACUUCCAGGCCACCCUACAGGGCCUGCUAUUGGCCGGCUGUUUCCUCUUCAUCUCCAGGUCAAAGGUGAGAGGUCACGUGGAGGGAAAAACACGGUAGUGCUUUCUCUUGAUCGUUUUUCCUCCUUCAAUCCCUUGUGUCCUCUCCUCCCUGCCUCCUCAAAACGUCAGAGGGAAGCGUUUAUUUUUCUUGAAUCCUCUCCUCACUUCCCGCAUAAUUUUUUUUAGGAGGAAAGGACAUAAGGAAUCGAGGAAAGAGUAAAGAGUAUUGAGAAAGAACCAGUGUGUACUUACUACAUGCAUGUAGUUGUGAUCGGUAGGAAACUAUAUUAUUAUGUAACCCUAGUGUUUAUACUCCUGAGUGGCGCAGUGGUCUAAGGCACUGCAUCGCAGUGCUAACUGUGCCACUAGAGAUCCUGGUUCGAAUCCAGGCUCUGUCGCAGCCGGCCGCGACCGGGAGACUCAUGGGCGGCGCACAAUUGGCCCAGCGUCGUCCAGGGUAGGGGAGGGAAUGGCCGGCAGGGAUGUAGCUCAGUUGAUAGAGCAUGGCGUUUGCAACGCCAGGGUUGUGGGUUCGCUUCCCACGGGGGGCCAGUAUAAAAAAUAAAAAAUAAAAAUAAAAAAAUUUAAUCACUAACUGUAAGUCGCUCUGGAUAAGAGCGUCUGCUAAAUGACUAAAAAUGUAAAUGCUAACAGGUGUAAUUUCAAGUCUUUAACUCAAUUUAGGGUGUUUUCACAUUAAAUUCAGUGUCCUGGUCUGUUUUCCUGGAGCGUUUGUGAGAAUUUUACAAAAAUACAUUUUGCUUUCACAAGACUUGGAAAAUAACCGUUUCAGGGUGCGAUUAGCAAGACGCACAUUCUACAUGACAUUAGCAAGCUAGCUUGUUGACAACGGGCAAAAUGUUCCACGCGACUCGCGUGGUACUCUGGUCCUGGAUCUUGGACCCGCUACAAACGCAGGUCCAGGAUACGUUUUAGCCAUGGGUUCAUUUCUGUUUCACACAUGCUUUAUAGCGCGGAUCAGGGCACCAAAGGCUCCAGGAACUGGAUCAUACAGGGGAUAUGUGAAAUAUGCCCUUUUAAGUUGUCGUCCUCUUUUCUCUUGUCCUGUCCAGCCCCUGAAGACUCUGUCUAAAGAGCGGCCCUUACCAAACAUAUUCAACCUGUACACUGUUCUGACAGUGCUGCUGCAGUUUGCUGUUCACUUCUGUAGUCUGGUAUACCUGUACAAAGGAGCGCAGAGCAGAAGUCCUCCAAGGUACACACCCAUGCAUACACACGUGCUCACACACACACACUAUAGAUACCUACAGACUUGUUGAUACUGUAUUUGCGUCCACACAGUACUAACCGUACAUUAUUGACAGUGUCUGUUUCCAACCAGUCUGAGUAUCCCAUAAUCCUCUGUGUCUGUUGUCCUUUAUCUUUUAGGGCGGAGCGGUUUGCGGACCUGUACAAAGAGUUUGAGCCCAGUCUCAUCAACAGCACUGUGUACAUAAUGUCUAUGGCCAUGCAGAUGGCUACCUUUGCCAUUAACUACAAGGUACUGCUCUUCCUCCUCCAUAUCUUAGGUUUAAUGAAGCCUUCAUGAUCCCUUUACAAGGCCUUUCUUUGCAUAUAAAAUAUUUGUGAGGCUUCUAUGUAGGCCUUAUGAAUGCUUCGUUAAGCCUAUAUAAGGGAUACCUAAUUUAAAAUGUGGCCCAUUUUCUAUACAAUGGAUAGACUCUUCAGUACUUAUCCUAACCGUCAUUGAAUAAUACACGUGUAUUCCACUAAUGCUGUGUGUUUUUCUAGGGUCAUCCUUUCAUGGAGUCUCUGAGUGAGAACAGACCGCUGCUGUGGAGUAUUGCCCUGUCAGGUCUGGCCAUCGUGGGCCUUCUCUCAGGAUCCUCGCCGGAAUUCAACGAGCAGUUUGCUCUUGUAGAUAUACCAACAGAGGUCAGCAUAUAUUAUACAGACGUCGGAUCUUAAUUUGAUCACUCUUUUGUCCAGGAAAAAUGUCCUGUUCAUUAGGAAAUAAAAAUGAGCCUCUUGAUUUAUAGUAAUUUAGUUAUGUUCACUGAAAAGCCGCAGUUCUCUGUUUCUCCAUACGGGGGCAUUCGAGUCAUUCGGACCAGUGGGGCUAUAUUUGUCGAUAUUCUGUAGGCUACCCGUUAGCCUAUCCAUUGUCAUAUAAUGAAAGGUGUGAAAAACGGUAAUAGGCUACUGUUUGUUUUUCCCUAAUGAAAAAUACAUCUGCCCCCUACAAAUAUGUAAAUGUAUUAUAAUCCACAUAAGAAUUCUUACGAUACGUGUUGUAGCCUGCGUAUAGCCUGCAUAGGCUACUUGAACUGGCACCCAGUGAACCUGCAGUCUAAGGUACAUUGUAGGUACGCUAUUGCAUUGUAUACAAACACCGCUUCCAGCUGCCCCCUGGUGGUGAUUCUAAAUAUUUCUUCAAAUGUUCAAAUCAUCCUGCUGCAGGAUUAUUAUCCUCCUGCAACGAAACGGGUCAAAUUAAGAUCCAACAUCUGUACUUUAACACACAUUUUGUGUGAUUGUUUUGAUGUAACUCUUUAUAACUUGUUAUAAGCAUGUAUUAACCUUUAUAAUGAGUUAACAAAGUUUAUAAUAAUAUGUUUUGAAGUUCUCCAUUUAAGUGCGUUUUAGUCCAGGACUAGGCUUAACUGGUGCAAAAGGACAUAUCAAUUAUUAUAACUUCUUAUGUUUUUUCUCCCCUGCAGUUCAAGCUAGUCAUCGCCCAGGUCCUGGUGGUUGACUUUGUCGCUGCCCUGCUGGUCGACCGCGUUCUGCAGUUCCUGCUGGGCAAAGGCACCCUGAGGCUGCCUUCCUGA
Coregonus sp. 'balchen' is the source of this 18243-nucleotide messenger RNA. Lineage: Eukaryota; Metazoa; Chordata; Actinopteri; Salmoniformes; Salmonidae. The record is from the annotation of a GenBank genome assembly.